This is a messenger RNA of Paramecium sonneborni, 1978 nucleotides long. NCBI's taxonomy places the organism in Eukaryota, Ciliophora, Oligohymenophorea, Peniculida, Parameciidae. The record is from the annotation of a GenBank genome assembly.
AUGAGACAAGUACAAGGACUGAAUCGAAUUCCAAGCGUAGAAAAUUACGAUCUAUUCAAUAAAAUAUAUUAAAAGUCUAAGUUAGCAAGGACAUAAUAAUCCUCUUAAGAUUUGCUUUAUGAUGGUGAUCAAUAUCGUAUUUAGUAAAGCUAAUAAAUGUUGGUUGAAUAUCUAAAAGAUUUAAAUGAGAUGAUUGAAGAUGUAGUAAGAUUAGUGGAUUAACUGCACUCACUUAAUGAAUAAGAAGUAAACAAUCUUUUUUAACAUAUAAAAAAACAAUUACGUAAUUUAAAGUCAGUCAUCCAAUCAAUAAUGGAUCUUAUGUUAGGAUAAGGAAAGUCACCAUUUUAAGCUCAAAAACCAUCUCAUGUCAAUAUUGUAAUGGUUAACACAAUUAGAACAUAUUUGGUUGAAGUGUAUAUUCCAAAUUUGUUAGAGACUGCUAAGUAUGCUCUAGAUAAUUUUGAAGGCUACAAAGAAACAUUCUUAAAAGAUAUAAAAAUAGCAUCUACAUAAUUAAUAAUGAUUAAUCUUAUAUUUGGGGCAUCAGUUGAUAUUGAUAAAAACUCUCUUUUCUCUUUAGAUAAGAAUCAUAAAGAUUGGAAAGAACUCUAUCAAAUUUGUGAAAGAAAAUCAUUGGGAGAUGUUGAGAGAAUAAAUCAAUCAUUUGAUAAUUUUGCUAACACCAUAUUAAUUGGACAUGCUAUCAUGGGAAAAAGCAGUAAAUUUAAGAAUGAAAUAUUAAAAAAGAUAUAAUUAGCAAUUAACAGUGUUUAUUAUCAAAUUUUUGAUGCAAAAAAAGAAGCCUUCACAAACAUGAGUUAAAUGAAAGCUCAAAAUGCAAUUGAAGUUAUGAAUAUGAUUGAAACACCGGCAAUCAAAAAAAUUAUGGCUAUGGCUUAUCCAAAAAUUAAAGUUAAUUGUAAAAUUUAUAUUGAUCCUGUUGUUACUCCUAUUUCAAUUUAAAUGAUAAAUAGUUAAUUAAAAACUGGAUAAUUAAAUAAAAUAACUUCCCAACAAAUUAAAUUAAUAAACGAAGAAUUACAUCUUGAUCCUAAUGCAAAAUCAAUUUUACAUAAAUUUGAUCCAUAAAAAUUAAGGAUAAGAAUUUUAUGCAAUUCCUCUAUAGAUGAUACAAGUAGUUCAUGGUUUUCUAAUCAAUAAUAACAUAUAUUACAUGAUACAAUUCUAGUACAUAUUCAUGGAGGUGGAUUCAUUGCUCAUUCUAGUUCAAGCCAUUAAUCUUACACAAGAGAAUGGGCAAUUAAAUUGGGAAUUCCAAUUUUUUCUAUAGAUUAUUCAUUAGCUCCAAAAUAUCCUUAUCCUUAAGGUUUAGAUGAUGUAUGGUAAGCCUAUAAUUGGAUCUUAAUUUAUUGUUACAAGCAUUUUGGUAUCAUUAAAUUAUUUUAUCUUAUAUAGAUAUACAACCUAAAAGAAUUAUUGUAGCAGGUGAUUCAGCAGGAGGUAAUUUAGCUUGUGCAUUGACAGGAUUAGCAAUUAAAAUGGGAUAGAGAGUUCCUGAUGGAUUAUUUAUGGCUUAUCCUGCUUUAGACUUAAGAUUUAAUUUCACUCCAUCAUUUUUGCAUGCACUAACUGAUAAAAUAAUUAGUCAUACUAUUUUGGGAAUUUGUGUUGAAUCUUAUGCUAAAAAUCCCUUAACUUAAUUAAGCAGUGAUCCAUUUAUUAAUCCGCUAUUGCUUUCAGAUGAAAUUCUUGCUAAAUUUCCCCCUACCAGACUUAUGUGUGGAACUAAGGAUCCAUUGCAUGACAAUACUUGGGCUUUCGCUUCAAGACUUUUGUAAAUUUUUAUAUUUAUGAUAUUAGAAAACUAAAAAAAAAUGUCCAAUUUACUAUUUAUGAAUAAAUUUGUCAUGGAUUUUUGUGUUAUAAAACUAUCAAAGGAAUGUAAGAAAUUUAAGUUUGUAUUGAUGAUGCAGUUGCAUAUAUACAGGAACUAAUAAACCUAUCUAAAUCUUGA